AUGAGGUCAAACACCAAUACCGGUGUUAGAGGAAGGGUCCCGUUUCUGUUAAUAGCUUGCGAAAGGAGUAGUGAGUAUAAGCCUAAGAAGAUUGAUUUGGUAAAAACAUGCACUGACACUAGAAAAUGUGGAUGCCCAUUUAAAUUGCGUGCAAAGCCAAUUUUGGGAGGAGAAGGAUGGAUGGUGAAGCUAAUUUGUGGGGUUCACAAUCAUGAAAUAGCAAAGUCGUUAGUUGGACAUCCAUAUGUGGGUCGACUAACUAAAGUUAAGAAGAUUGUUGUUGCUGAUAUGAUGAAGUCCAUGUGGUUUCGAGGUCUUUUCAUGAGAGUUGAUGCACUCCCCGGGGUUAUUGUCACCGACAGAGAUUUUUCUUUGAUGAAUGCAGUGAAAACUGUAUUCCCGGAUGCUAUGAAUUUGUUGUGUCGGUUUCACAUUGAAAAGAAUGUAAAGGUAAAGUGCAAAACCCUGGUUGCUCAAAAGAAUGCAUGGGAUUAUGUCAUGGAGGCUUGGGGGAGUUUGGUUAACUGUCCAUGUGAGAGUUCUUUUGAUGAGUACGUUAAAAAAAUUGAAAUGGAUUGCUCUUCGUGGCCUAUAUUUGUGGACUAUGUGUGUCAAACAUGGGUGAUUCCGCACAAAGAAAAAUUUGUGAAGGCAUGGACCAACAAAGUGAUGCAUCUAGGAAACACAACCACUAAAAGGGUUGAGAGUGCUCAUUGGCCAUUAAAGAGACUCCUACAAAAAUCCGUUGGUGACAUAUGCAGUAGACUUAGUUUUUCAGAUCAAGGGUUAUGUGAGGCAGAGGUGACCAUAACUGAGGAGAUGGAAACCAUAUCGAAACGAUUUAAGCAGCUCGAUGUUUGUGGCAAAAUACAUUUGAAGACAAAGUUGCGAGAAAUUACUUAUCCUGAUCUAAAUUCUGUGUGUCCUCCUCCAGAAAAGGUGAAGACCAAGGGUGCUACAAAAAAUCCACAGACCAAACAACAAAAUUCAACAAAACAUGAUUCAUCUUAUUGGGAAUAUGUUGAUGCGUUACACUUUGUGCAAAAUAGUAAUUCUUCAGUAAAACGUAGUGCAUCAUCAUCUGUGCAACCAAUACAGAGGCAGAAUAUUCCAAUGUUGAAUCAAUUUCAUUCGUGCAUCCAGGAUUCUAUUGAAAACAUUAUUGAUGUCAAAGCGGAUGGUAACUGUGGUUAUCGGGCAAUAGAUGCCUUAUUGGAUAUAGGUGAAGAAUCGUGGUCAUUGAUGCACAACCAUCUGCAUAAAGAAUUGACAAGCUGGUUGGAAGAGUAUAUCAACCUACUUGGUGUCAUAGAGAGAUUUAAGGAAUUAAAGCGUUCCCUACUUGUUGAAGAAUUGUCUAUGUGGAUGAAUAUUACAGAUAUGGGAUACGUCAUUGCUUCACGAUACAAUGUGAUCGCUGUUUCUCUUUCACGACAACAAAGCAUGACAAUUUUUCCUCUUAGAAGUCAGCCACCACCAGAUUCUUCUGUGCAUCACGUAAUAUGCAUUAGUCAUGUGUGUGAGAAUUAUUUUGCACAGGUUUUUUUACGAGACCAUUGUCCUUUACCAUCAUUGGCGUUGUUGUGGAAUACACAUUGUCAUUAUCAGGCAAAGCAGUGGCUCACCCCCAUACAUAGAUAG
Messenger RNA from Glycine soja, 1641 nucleotides. RefSeq lists its product as uncharacterized. Lineage: Eukaryota; Viridiplantae; Streptophyta; Magnoliopsida; Fabales; Fabaceae. The record is from RefSeq and is a predicted model, not a curated record. The coding region runs from base 1 to 1641 and encodes 546 amino acids. The transcript is spliced from 6 exons.